GAUUGGACACGUUGUAUGACCCUCUCGGUUACACGAUUGAUCUGUCUUCGCAAGCGUGAACGAUCAACGUACAUUGUUCUUAAUAUGUAAAUCAAAUGAGUACGUAAAAACAGUUAGCAGGAGUAGAAACUGCCUGGAAAAGGUGACCCUUCCACGCACGGCACAAUAUAAUACUAAUCUGGCACGUUGCACGUGUGGUAGUCGCGUCAGGACUAUCACUGGCGAUUAAAACAUUUAUUUACGGGAGACAAAAAUGCCGACAGAUAGGUACAGGCAAAAGCAUCCUAAAAAUCGGCAGACGAAGACGUAUUUGGUAUUUGAUGAAGAGAAGAGGAGGGAUUUCUUGACUGGCUUUCAGAAGCGAAAGAAGGAGAGGAAACGAGUCGCUAGGGAGCAGCAGGAGCUGAAGCUCAAGGAGGAGAAGCAGAAACUGCGUCAGGAGACAAGGAAAGCCAGGCAGGCUGGGUGGCGGGAGCUGCAUUUCCCUGAUGAAGACACACCAGCAAGAGACAAACAGCCGAUAGUCUAUGACCAUGCCGAGCACACAGUCACUGUCGAAUCGGUCGGGGGAGUCACAGUAGAAGCCCUGGAUCUGUUGGCAGCACACGGUGGCAUCGGGGAGAACAAGAUGGAAUAUGAAGAUGACGAUGAUGCAAAGGAACCUGCACAGUCUCGACUCAAAGCAUUGGCAGAGUAUGAGGAUGAGGAUGAUGAGAGUGAUGAAGAUGACAAACAAGUCCCCGAGGAGAGAGAAUACAAACAAAAAAAUCCGGCCAAGAAAAAGAGCUCCAAAUUGCAAAAGCUGCAGAGUAAACUCAACCGGAAGAAACUGGGGCACAGAGGCGGCUCUUCAGCUCGACACAAAGGUGGUCUUCACAAGGGAGCAGCAAACACUAGAGGUGUUAAAAGACUCAAGACUCAAGGGAGGCACAGAGGAGGGGGUUAUGGUGCAAAACGGAGAUAAACUAUUCCGAUGUACAGCUGCGAAAUUUUUUAUAGUGACACUCUUGCAGCUAACUCAACUUUCAAGAAGUGAUGACAGUGCUCUUUCUUUGACCAAGCAACCGGGACUUGAUUUCAUGACACUGCUGAGUUCUACUUUUUUGCAAACUGCCAAGUUGUGAUAUUAAAUUGACAGCAAAGGGAUUCAACAGUCCUUAUUCUUUUGUAGGAGUGCAGUUUUGUGGAGAAACUUAUUUCUGUAAUGGCUAUCCAAACACUUCAGUAAACUCACUCCAACCUGGUAUCUGAAAUCCUCCUCUAGGUUUCACAGCAUAUCAAUGGUUUUAGGACUGUCCAGCUCAGCUAAUACUUUACUUGGAGCUUUAAGUCUUGAUGCCCUCAAGGACAAUUUUAGGAAGAUUCCUACUGGUAAAGCAAAUAGAUUUUUGUCAUAACUUUGAAAGUUUGUCAGUCAUAUUUAGUGUACUUGGUUAGUAUUUCUCUUGAAUGUAUGUAUUAACAGCAAUUACCAUCACGGUAUGUUUGCAGCAAACUCAA
Messenger RNA from Acanthaster planci (crown-of-thorns starfish), 1500 nucleotides. RefSeq names its product nucleolar protein 12-like. Gene Ontology annotation, molecular function: rRNA binding. Lineage: Eukaryota; Metazoa; Echinodermata; Asteroidea; Valvatida; Acanthasteridae. The record is from RefSeq and is a predicted model, not a curated record. Gene Ontology annotation, cellular component: nucleolus.